This is a messenger RNA of Porites lobata, 8859 nucleotides long. The record is from the annotation of a GenBank genome assembly. Lineage: Eukaryota; Metazoa; Cnidaria; Anthozoa; Scleractinia; Poritidae.
AUGAAAUCGCCGACAGAAAACACGCACACAAACGGAAGAAAAACAUUCAUUGGUUUGUGUUCCACCUCCUGCUUCCUACUGUCUGUCGUUUGCUGUAUCGCACUGUUUCACGUGGAAUUCAGAAUACACGAGCAUCGUCGACUCAUAUCACAGUUGGAAACAUUCCGUCAAGAGAUUCAAAGAGAAGUCGCUCAAGUUAAACUGGAUUGUAAAAAAGGGAGAGUAACCAAAAGUAACCAUCCCGACUUUUGGCAAAAUACAAAAGGUGGGUGAAAACGAACAGAAAGUGGAUAUAGGUGACUUUUUGCUAAGCCAUGAUUUAUCCUUUCACGUGGUUUAACUAGUAAACAUCGUCGGAGAAACCAAGUUUUUCAGUUACGUAUUGGAAUCAACUACAGAAUACAGGGCCAUAUUUUAAGUUUUAAAGAACACAGAAAGGGAUAUAUCUUAGUGGCUCGGUGGCUCGUCAUUCGAGGUUAGCAUCUUAAAGAACGAGAAAGUCAUACCGCAAAAUUCCGAAAAUAAGCCCCGGGGCUUAUAUAAUUCUAAGGCACUUAUUGAGGGGCUUAUCUACGGAGGGAAAUUUGCGUUUCAAAAUCGAUUGGGCUAGCCGUAUACUUGGAAGUAAAUUUACCGUUUUUGCUUUGUUUUACUUUGUAUUUGAGAGCAAUUUUGCAAGUACAAGCCCCCCCCCCCUCCCCCCGGGGGGGCUUAUAUUUGGAGGGGCGAUUUAACGGAGGGUUUUUUGCGUUACCGGAUUGGGGGGCUUAUACAUGGAGGGGCUUAAUUUCGGAAUUUUACGGUAUUUUAGUGGCUCGCGGGCUCCGUUCCAACGAAUAUACCUAGAAAAUUGGCCCUGUAUUCUCUAUUCUGUUAUUUAGCUUUUCAAAAAACUGUGCGAGCUUAUAUGUAGUUCCUAUAUUCUAAUAUUAGAACACUACGCACAUUUUUCAAGGUCGCAAAGUUAUAUACAGAGAAAAACGUGAUUCAUCAGAUGCCUCUCAAAACAAAUCGGUUACAAAAGCCUCCGAAGUAAAAAAGCUGAUCAAAAAAGAGCUUCGCCUGUUGCAGAAUAAAAUCUGUGCCAAAGAUGAAAAGCUCUGUCAACCAGGACCAAAAGGUAACACUGGAAGGCGGGGAAGACGAGGACCCCAAGGCAUACCGGGCCCCAGAGGGAGAUCCGGCCCAGCAGGGCCUCCCGGUAAAAAUGGAUCAAUAGGACCACAGGGACCAAUGGGUAUAAAGGGGGAUCGCGGAUUGCCAGGUCUGCCAGGACCUCCUGGUCCCAGAGGUCCGCCUGGUGAGAAAGGUGCGCCGGGACGAUCCAUCUCAGCUCCCUCCUUGUUACAGCCUCCUGUUGAAACGACAAUCAAUGCAAGUCUGACAGCCAUCUUGAAAUGUACAGCGGCUGGAAAUCCUCCUCCCAAGGUCACAUGGUUUAAGGUGAACUCAACACUUCCUGUCGGACGUCACGUUGUAGACUCCAGUGGCGCUCUGAUUCUUCAGGAUAUUAGACCCGAAGACGAGGGCCAGUACACCUGCAAAGCUGAAAAUUUGAUGGGAACCAUCAACGCCAGCGCACGGCUAACAGUGCAGUGUAAGUUGCAUUAAUUUCAUUCUUCAAGAUUUCAAGACGUUUUUUUUAUCUCUUUCUAAUACAUUUUCUGACAUGCUGUAGGAGUAUUCUAACGGACACUUACAGCUAGUCCCUUCUUGCCGUUCUUCAGUUACUUUCGCUGACUUUCAUUAUAAGAUACACAACUCUCUAAAACAAUCGGUCAGCAAUGAUCGCAGCGGUGUGAUGCAGUAUUUUGUUUGCAGAAUAAACGUGUUUUCUACUUCUUGCCCAUUCCACCCUUUAUUGAAUUGUCAUCACUUUACCUGAUCGUAACGUAACGUAAAUGAAAUAUAAAGAAAAACAAUAGUAUAAAGCUAUGCCGGUGAAUUUGAUUCAUUAGUCAUGACCUUUUUAAAGGAACUGCGGAGAAGUCUUAAUCAUGAGGAAACAAGUUUACUUUGAUCUUGAGGGUCACUGUAAGUGUUCUCCUAAAAUAAACCAUUUUCCUUGGCAUUGGCUGCAUACGAUUGGUGAACUACAAAAAAAAUAGCCAUUUAGAAGUCUAAUUUUUAAAGAAUGUUCACGUUCGCUUACUGAUAGAGGUGACCGCUGAAUAGGGGUCAAGUUUAAAACAAAUAAAGGGGGCAAAUUUCGAGUAUUUGAUGAGUACUAUUUUUUUGCCGGUGCACGUUGCCGUUGUGCAAAGGUGUCGUAAGAGAAGGUUCGACUAUAUUUGCUAAAAAUUCUACGAUAUUAUAAUAGCAGAGAGUAUUCUGUCACCAGAUUAAAAGCGAUUUAUCUGUUUCUUGCCAGUUGGUCCCCAGAUAUUAUUGUCAUCAAAUCGCCUGAUGGCUGAGCAAAAGCAAAACUUCACCAUCACCUGCACUGCCACUGGUCAGCCUCAACCCAAGAUCACGUGGUCCAAGGUAGGAGGAGAUUUGCCAAAAGGAAGAAGUGAGGUAAUGAAAGACGCUCUGACAAUCUAUCAAGUGACAAGAAACGACGGUGGUAUAUACACGUGUAAAGCAGAUAAUAUCCUGGGAACAGCGACAGAUAUGGCUCAGUUGAUGGUUUUUUCGCCUCUUCGGUUCAAACUUCGACCACCUCAAGAACUGACUCCUAUGGCUGGCUCAACUGUUCGCCUACCUUGUGUAGCCGAGAGUGACCUGAGACUUACCAUAACUUGGACAAAGGAUGGAUCCCUACCUCCUUUUGAAUCAAGAAUUCUUCAAAACAACACUCUAGUUCUAAACAGCAUCAAAAUAUCACAUAAAGGAUCUUACACCUGCAGAGCGAGUAAUCCUUUGUCAACAAUAGAAACCAAAGUAAAAAUCCAUUCUCCAGUUACACUUGCUUCCUGUUCUGAGAUCAGAAAACACGUCAGCAGUGUAAGCGGAAAUUACGACAUUGAUCCAGAUGGCGAGGGGGGUCUGGCACCAUUCACUGUUUAUUGUGAUAUGACAGCUAAAAAUGGAGUUGGGGUGACAGUCAUCAGUCACGACAGUGAAAGCAGAACAUACGUGAAAGGAUAUGAGGCUAAGGGAAGUUACUCGCGUGACAUUCGUUACACAGGAGCGAGUCUUUCUCAGCUGGCAAGUCUCACCAGAGUGUCCUCGAAUUGUGAACAGUUUAUCAAGUAUGAAUGUAUAGGUUCCACCUUCCUUCAAAAUGGCCAGUUUUAUGGAUGGUGGGUGUCACGUGAUUCCGCCAAGAUGACGUACUGGGGAGGAGCAUCUCGUUAUGGUAAGUGCGCAUGCGGGAUGACUAACUCAUGUGCAAACCCCAGUUAUGGCUGUAACUGUGACAAGGAAUCCUAUGCAUGGCAUGAGGACAGCGGUCUGCUCACUGACAAGACGACGCUUCCUGUAAAACAACUCAGGUUUGGGGAUACUGGUAGCAAAGGAGAACAAGGUUACCACACGCUCGGAAAACUAAAGUGCUUUGGAACCGCAUAAAUAGAUGCUAGUUCUUGUGACUCCAAACCCGACAAGUAAAAAAAAAUAUGUGUAACCUUAAAAGUUCAUAAAGAAACCUGGAGAGAGACUGACAGCGAUCCUUGUUUUACAUGUACAGUAAAUACAAUAGCCCACUCCGAGGCUGUAGGGUCAAAAUUGCAAAUUUCUCACGACUCCAUUGUCUCGCAAUUCCCAGAAGAGACUUGAGGACAAAGAAAACCAAACCAAAUGUAGAAAAAUGACCAGAAAGCCUCGGAGUCAUGUUAGAAUUUUAAUAUAUCGAACGUGAGCUAUUAAAACCCGGUCGAACAUCCGUAGGUUAGCUCUUCUCGCAUUUUAACUGAUGUUUAUUGUAAACAACCUGUCACGGUUCAACAUAUUCAUCAAACUCUAAAUUCUUUUCACGAGAAUUAACACCAACCGAAAAUAGGGACAUGGCACUAAUAACUCUGUCUUUUUCCCCUGGUACUAAAGUAUCGAUAUGAUUGUUUUAACCUGUUUUCGAAAGUCUUGCAGGUCGUGUAGGAGAGUAAUAAGCAAUAGUUUAAUAAAUGUUUUUUAUGUCUUCUGAAAAAUCCUGUCACUGUUAUCCACGGCUGCUACUACCGGGGCUGAGCGCAUGUGUGAGUUUCUGACUAUUAUUGUGUGAAUGCUUUCUUGGAAAGAUAUAUUAUUACUCUUGUUUGUUAUUCACAUAGAGGUAUCAAGCCAAUCAAAACAAGAACGCUCACAGCCUAGACCGAAUGACCAUUUAUCUACCUUAAAAAAAAAAACCAAAAGAUUUGGAGGUCCCAUGCAUAAAGAUAAAAGGUGUUAAAGUUGGCCUGUUUAAUCUCCACUUUUAAUGUGCAAUUUAUAAAGUUUAAAUACUUUUGCAUUAAAAGCGAUCCAAAAUUUCAGUGUGUGUUGGUUAAGCGACUUGUGGCGUGAAAAUAGACAGAAGAGAAGCUUAUUAAAACCUUUGAAUGCAGAGGUCCACUCAACACGUAAAUAAAACCGACUGGUUCUUUCUUGUCGGAUCUCUAAUCUAGAGAUGCUAAUGCCAGAGGUCACUUGAAGUAAGAAUUAAAAAAAAAAUGAAUGCAAGGCUGGAAAUACGACAAAGGGGUGAUUUAUUUGAGGCCAAUAUUUCGGCUAACAAAAUUAGCCUUCUUCAGGGCCACAGCUUGUUAUAUUUUGUAUUUUUAAGAUCCUUUGAGGUCGAAAACAUAACUUUUUCAAAUCAGGUGUAGGCCUUCCGUCAUUCCUCAAUGCAAAAGUCUUCAUACUCAAGCAUCGUUACGCCACGCGCACCACGUGACCCUGCAGGAAUAUGGGAGCGCGGAGGAAUGAGGUCUAAGAGAUUUACCAACAGUGGGUAAAUGCAAGACAAAACUAAACAAAAUGAGCGGAAGGUAAUGGGCACGUGAGCUUUAGGAGUUGUAAAGCCGCGUCUGUCACGUCUGUAACCUACUUUUUUUAAUAUCUUCCGCAGGAAAGACAAGCAAACAGACAGACAAGCUUUCAAGUGUAUGUGUUGUAGGUUAUAUCCGUUCUUAGGUUAAAUCACAAUUUUUGUCUCCUUUGAAUAAUUAAGGCCUAGAAACAAAAAGAAAAUACUGUCGAAAAUUCGGUUGAAUCCUUGUCAAAAAUGAGAACGGAGUUUACCUACAACAUAAACCUGUGGUUAGUUUCUUUACAUCAUCAAGUGACGAAACAAAGCAAAUCCUGAACUUCCUACUGUGCAAUAAUCUUCCCAUGAUAGUGUGAAACGUGACCUUGGACUUGGAGUUAGCUUAAACAACAGAGGUCCUCUUUUUCCUUCUUUCAAUUCUAUGCAGUACACGGAGAAUUUUACAAUCUGACUGAGCAAAUCUUAGUUUGCCGCUCUGAGUUUAACGCUUAGAGGUCAUGAAGCUGGUCUGUUUCAUUCUUUUUGAGUAAUUAUUUCCUGUGGUCUGGAGCGCGAUGUCCUACUGUUCCUCCGUUCGCAAUUCCUUUUGUACUAACUUGAUAGUCUAUGCGACUGUACUGGUAGUGCAUUUUUUUGUUACAAGUGCCUAAAGCAAGACUGCAGUUUCGGAAUUAAAAGAUACCUUGUCUAAGGGACGGACCAUUUGAAAACUUAUGGGGGGGCGGGCGAAGUACAAAAAAGAAAUUUCGCGCAAAAGAAAAUUAAAUUUAAAAAAUAUUCAUGCUAUGGCCUAAAAAAAAUUCAUACCAGGAAUUUGAUGACGAAAAAAAAUUCCUGCUCCUCGAAAAUCCCCCCCCCCCAUAACUUUUCUAAUGGUCCGUCCCUAAGGUCACGUUUAUUUUUGUUCAGCCUGUCAACACUAUUUCAAACCGGAUAUUUUCUUUAGCGCGUUCAGCCAACAACAAAAGGUUUUCUGUUUUGGAAAGCUAAUAGCCAAUCAGAAAAUACGUACCAUAUUCGCAAAAGUAGGUGACGUCAGUGGACAACGCUCGGAAUUCAGUCGUCUCUCUACCCCGCACCCCCCCCCCACGGAUUACGAGGUGGAGACGUGUGACAUUUCAGACUAUCGCCGGCCUCUCUUUAACUUGUCAUAUCAUAAUGUCACUCAUAUUUGUUAGAGAUAUAAGUGAAUCAUUUGUUAGCCGGAGUAUCAGGCGUUUCUGGGGGAAAAGGGCUAAAAUGAAAGCGAAAAAGGGAGAGGGCUGACGUAGAGAAACGCCCUUCCUUUCUCUUCUCCCCCUCCCCCAUCCCCCAUCUAAUCCAUCCCCCAUCUCUGAUACUCAGGCUAAUCAUAUGAUUAGAAAAGCCGUAUGUCACGGGCCUGGUUAUUUAAUUUCUCGAGUUUCACAAAAGACCUUUCCUUCACUGAUUUCAAGGGCCAUUAACUUACUUGGUCUUUCUGAAAACGUAGGCCCAAAAAGACAGUUUAAUCAUGAGACAACGGAAUGUAGAAGAGAAGCAUAAGACUGGAAGUAAAAUAUUUGAGAGCUUGAGUUGCAAGUCAGGCUUGCUGCUGUCUAUUGCGUGCUGCAUCGCACUUAUUCACGUAGAACUUCGAGUACAAGAGCAUCAUAACCUGAUUUCACACUCAGUGGCAUUCUGUGGUCAGUUGGAAACACAAAUCCUUAGAGCUCAACAGAAAAAUGGAAGAUGGAAAAUCACCGAAAGCGGCCCUUCAGAUUUGGGGCAAGAAGCGGAAAGUGAGUACUGAGAAUUUUAAAAGCGGAAAUAGCUAAGCUCUUUGCCAAGACCAAGGCCUCUUACCUCUCCUUGUGCAAAUAUCACUGGUUAAUAAAACACUGAUAAUAGUCACACGUAAAUCGAGAAAAUGAUCACCGAAGGAAAAUAAAAAAGCCUUGGAUUUGAAAAAAAUGUUUAUUGUUGGUACCAUAAAAGGGCAAAAUUCGUUGUUCAAAACUAAAGCUUAAGGAGAUGAACAUUUAACUAACGUUUACUGCUUACCUUGAGCGAUUUCUUUAAGAUAUAUUAUUUAUGUUCUACAAUCUUCGAUAAAUGGCUUUUAUUUUUGAGGUCAAAAAACCGAAUCAAGACAAAGACGUGCUUUACCCAGUGACUCACAAGCGAAACCGGUAAAAACAGCCUCUGAUGUACAACAGCUGAUCAAAGAAGAACUUCGUUUGCUGCAAAAUCAAAUCUGUGCCAAAGAUGAAAAGCUUUGUCGACCAGGACCAAAAGGUAACACAGGAAGGCGGGGGAGACGAGGACCCCAAGGUAUACCAGGUUCCCGAGGGAGAACCGGACCAGCAGGACCUCCCGGCAAACAUGGACCAGUAGGACCACAGGGACCAAUUGGCAAGGACGGAGUUCGCGGAAUGCAGGGUCCCGCGGGACCCCCCGGUCCCAGAGGUCCGCCGGGUAAGAAAGGCGCACCGGGACAAUCUAUCUCGGCUCCCUCCCUGUUACAGCCUCCUGUUGAAACGACAGUCAAUGAAAGCCACUCAGCCAUCUUGAAAUGUACAGCGGUUGGCAAUCCUCCUCCCAAGGUCACAUGGUCUAAGGUGAAUUCAUCACUUCCUGUCGGUCGUCACGUGGUAGAGUCCAGCGGCGCUCUGAUUCUUCAGGAUGUUACACCUGGAGACAAAGGCCAGUACACCUGCAAAGCUGAAAAUUUGCUGGGAAGCAUCAACGCAACAGCGAAGCUAACAGUGCAGUGUAAGUUCCAACUUUUUUAUUUAAGGCUUUAAGCAAUGAUGUUCAUUACUCCGUAACACAUUAUCUAUUUCUUGUCAGUUCCUCCCUCUAUUGUACUGUCAUCACAUCGCCUGAUGGUUGAAGAGAAACAAAACCUCACUAUCGCCUGCACUGCUACUGGUCAGCCGAAACCCAAAAUCACGUGGUCCAAGUCAGUUAACAACCUGCCCAAAGACAGAAACGAAGUGGUGAAUGGAGCCCUGACAAUCUAUCAUGCAGUGAAAAAGGACGGUGGAACAUACAUUUGCACAGCAGACAAUAUUCUUAGUUCAGCAACAGAUACGGCUCAACUCAUAGUUUUCUCGCCUCUACGGUUUAAAGUCAAACCUCCUAAAGAAGUGCACACUGCAAUUGGAUACACUGUCCAUCUACCGUGUAUGGCCGAGAGUGACCUGAGACCUGUAAUUUCUUGGUCAAAGGAUGGCUCUGUACUUCCUGUUGGUUCGAGGGUUCUUAAAAAUAACACUCUCGUACUAAACAGCAUCAAAACAUCACACAAAGGAUCUUAUACCUGCAGAGCAACUAACGCCCUCAAAACGAUAGAAACAGAAGUUAAAAUCAAUUCUCCAGUGCGGAUUACUUCCUGUUCUGUUAUCAAAAAGAACGUCAGCAGUGUGAGCGGAAAUUAUGUCAUUGAUCCAGAUGGCGAAGGAGGUCUGGCACCAUUUCCUGUUUAUUGUGAUAUGACAACUAAACAUGGAAUUGGCGUGACAGUCAUUGGUCACGACAGUGAAAGCAGAACAUCAGUGAAAGGAUAUGAAUCUCCGGGUACUUAUUUACGAGAUGUACGUUACGCAAAAGUGAGCCUCUCUCAGCUGGCAAGUCUCACCAGAGUCUCAUCGCAUUGUGAACAGUUUAUCAAGUACGAGUGUUACGGUUCACAUUUACUUAACAACAACCAUAAAUACGGAUGGUGGGUGUCACGUGAUUCUACUAAGAUGACGUACUGGGGCGGAGCAUCUGGCAAUGGUAAGUGCGCAUGCGGGAUGACUAACUCGUGUGUAAACCCCAGUUAUGGAUGUAACUGUGACAAGAAUGACAAUACAUGGCGUGAAGACAGCGGUCUCCUUACUGACAAGACCAAGCUUCCUGUUAUACAACUCAGGUUUGGAGAUACUGGUGAAGGCAGCGAACAAGGUUACCAUACACUCGGAAAAUUGAAGUGCUUUGGGACAGCAUAA